AAUCAUCGUGACAUUCUCGGGGCAGAAGAAACAAACAUCGCAAUAAGUGUUGAUAUUAAUUCGAAUUUUUCCGCCCAUCGACGAGCGAGACUCGUCGUCGACUGGGCCGAACUCCUCCCUUUGUAUUGUGGUUAAGAUGUACCCAUUCCCCUGAGAUGAUCCGUGUAGGCCUCUGAGAUGAUGAACACAUUGAUAUAUCGAUCUCGAAGGUGAACGGACCCGUCAACAGAUAUGAUGCAUUCGCGCUCCCUCCUGUCUAUGUUUGCUUUGGCCGGCGCCAUAUUUGCGACGCCCACUCCACCACGGCAAGCUCCUGAGUAUGUGGGUUACUUGGUGUCGACUUUCAGCGACCCUACUCCUAAAGUGCAGUUUCAUCUUUCCAAUGGGAAUGAUGCCUUAAGCUUCACAUUUCUAAAUGGAGGAAACCCGGUGCUGGCCUCGGAUGUCGGGACGAAGGCGGUGAGAGAUAUAUUCCUCGCAACCGACUCGGCUCGAUCCGAGUACUACCUAAUCGCUACCGAUCUUGAUGUUAGAGCGGCGGGAUUCUCCUGGGAUAAGGCUACGAGACACGGAAGUCGCGGCAUUGUCGUGUGGAAAUCUUCUAACCUGGUCGACUGGUCGGGGCCUUCUCUUCAAACCGUCGAACCGGAGACAGCAGGCAUGGUAUGGGCGCCCUCGGCUGUGUGGGAUGACCAAGAGUUGCUGUACUAUGUAUUCUGGGCCUCACGGCACUACGACCCCUCCGAUACGGAGCACACGGGAACGGCAUCGCUAGACCGGAUCCGGUACGCGACAACGAGGGACUUUGCCACUUUCAGCGAGCCGAAGGACUACCUAGCUCCUCCUGGCAUCCCACUGAUCGACCAGGAAUUCCAGUACCUGGGAAAGCCAGGGGCCUUCGCGCGGUUCUUUAAAGAUGAGACGGUAGGCCGCGUCUAUCAGGAAGUCACCUCGGAUGGUCUCUUCGGAACUUGGACCCGCCUAGAGGGCUACGUCCACUCCGAUGGCCAACGCGAAGGCGCGGCAUCGUUCGCUGACAAUCUGACGCCUGGCCUUUAUCAUCUCCUGCUCGACGACUACACUCAGUACAUCCCGUAUGAGACAACUGAUAUCUAUUCCCAGAGCUGGAAAGGUUCGAACAGGACCGGAUUUCCGAGCGGGUUGAAGCACGGCUCCGUGACUCCGGUAACGCAGAAGGAAUACGAUGCUCUUAUUGCGGCUUACGGCGCGUAAGAGCGCAGGGUAGGAUCCAGCUAAUAUAGGAAUGGUGAAAACUGGGUGCGGGUAUCGAAUUAGUACACUAUGGUUAUUAACUACAGAAGCUAAGAACCCCACGCUGUCUGACUUCAUUCACAGGAGUCUCUGUCUCCUAGGUGUAUUUCGUGUCCGCAACAUCUGAAUUCUCCGCGGCUGUAAUCGUAGGUGGAGCUUCUUUAGGAGGAGGGGUGUAGGGAGUGAAGAGUCCCGUCGCCUCGUGACUAUGGCAUUCAGACGGAAAAUGUCCCAAAGGGGGAGGAGGUAGAUCCGUCUGUAAGUAUCGAAAUAAGUAUCAAUAUUACAGCCGAGCCCUUGAGACCCAUACUGAACUUGAGCAGCAUGCGUUAAACGAAACGAGCUAGCCAGAGGGCCUGAAUUUCGGGUUAAUAUCAAUAUCAUACCUGCCUACCAUCGUUAUAAAUACUCUACUCGCUCCCCUAUUUCCUCUUUUACUACUGUGACAAGGGGAUAUACUUGGAAUAGGUUCAAUUCAACUAAUAAUUCUAUAGGGGG
Molecule: messenger RNA, 1770 nt
Organism: Durotheca rogersii
Lineage: Eukaryota; Fungi; Ascomycota; Sordariomycetes; Xylariales; Xylariaceae
Product: glycoside hydrolase family 43 protein
Exons: 3
Coding region: 232-1233 (333 amino acids)
Source: RefSeq, a predicted model, not a curated record